GUUGCUUAGUUACAGUAAUUCCGGACUGCAGGAUUCUAAACCGCCUGCAGCUCAGCUCGAGUGCUGGAGUAAGUGACAGUUGGCUCAUCAAGAGCGAUAAUGGGCUCAGGAGGCGAUGGAAAGCUGAGGGGAAGGUGAGGCUUCUCUGAAGCCGUUAGGCUAUCUAAGAUGAAGAAAAUUUUUGGUUUUGGGGGUAGGAAGGGCGUGUCACCUUUGGGCUUUUCCAACAGCCCGGGGAGCAGCAGCAUGAGAGAUUGGCGUAAGAGUAGUAAUCGAGUUUCCUCGCCGCACGGGUACCACAUCCAAGACAAAGAUCUGGGGAAGAUCCACAAAGCUGCCACAGUGGGCAACGUAACAAAAGUGAAGCAGAUUCUAUUGCUCCGGAUAAAUAGCGUGGAUGACACAGACAAGAUGAACAGGACUGCUCUACAUUUGGCCUGUGCCAAUGGUCAUGCGGGAGUGGUCACUCUGCUAGCUGAUAGAAAAUGCCUAUUGAACCUCGGUGACAGUGAAAACAGGACAGCUCUGAUUAAGGCUGUACAGUGCCAGCAAGAGGAAUGUGUAACAAUUCUGCUAGACCGUGGUGCCGACCCCAAUAUAAUGGACAUCGAUGGCAACACUGCUCUCCACCACGCUGUCCUGGGUCAAAAUACAUCUAUAGUAGCAAAGCUGCUUGCACACAAGGCAAAUAUUGAAGCAAGAAACAAGGAUAACCUCACACCACUGUCGCUUGCUAUAAGUGAAACCAAAGAGAAAAUGGUGGAAUUUUUAGUAAACAGAGGUGCAAAAGUUGAUCAGUUGGAAAGCAAUCGUCAACUAACUUGUGACUACAAAGGAGAAAGGAGACCUAAAAUAUGUUCUGAAAGUAGCAAAAGUCUUGUGGAUAUAGAUCUACAGGAGUCUCCAAAACAAGUGUCAAGAAAAACAAAUUCAAUGACAGUGGUUGAGAAGUCUGAAGAAGACUCUUUAAGCAGGCUGUCCAGCAAACCUGACAUCGAUGAUUCAUGGCCUACAUCAGAAGAUGAAGACUUCAAUUUUGAUACCAAGAAUGUCAUGAAGCCAAGCUUGACAAAGCUAAUGACCGCUAUUCAACAAUCCCACGAAAACACAGAAGCAAAAUAUGCCAUUGUGGGACCAGAAAAUAGGACCUUAUGUGAAGACAAUACUUUUCAUAGUGAAAAUGAAGAUGUGAUUGGAACUUUUCCCAAGACAUCUGAAAAAGUCCUGGGCUUUUCUCAACCUGCCUUUUCAUCAUUUGAACCUCUUCUAAAAGCUUCUCACAUGUCUUUAGAACUCAUUGGUCUUCCAAAGGAAGAAGCAACAAAGCCAGCAAUUAAAAUAAAAGGAAAUAGUAUUGAUACUACUAAAAGUGCUCCACAAAACCAAACAAAUAAUAACAAUUUGACUUAUGUUGAUGGAGAAUAUAAAAACAGCAGUAGUGAUAAAAUGGUAACAUUAGGAUUAGGAGAAGAUGAAGAUAGAGAAUCACUUUGGGACUCUGAGGAGAGUUUCUCUGCAAGUCUUCCACAGAAGUAUGUCGAUUAUUUAUCUGAAGCUGUAGGUUCAGGUAAGAGAUCUGAAAUUACACUAAAUGGACAAGUAGAAUAUGUGUUUUAUGUACCUUCUUGCAUGAGUGGAUCAAGAAACUUUACGAUGGCUAAAGUAGAGGAUACAGGAAAUGGAGGCAUACCAGUAGCCCAUAUUGAUUCUCCUGGAAAAUAUUCUCACUUAAAGCCUACUGUUGAAGUGAAAGAUCCUGUUCCUGAAAAUGCAGCAGGAAUGAAUUUUGUACAAACAUCCAGAUCAGAAUUAGACUUAAAAGUGGCAUCAGAGGAAGAACAACAAAGGCUUAAUGGAAGUGAAAAUAACCACCCACAGGUUGAAGAAGAAAAAAAGAUGCACAACAGUAGUGAAGUGAAUGUAACAGAAAACAUGCAUAAUGCUGAUGCUGAUGACAGUGAUGGGUUAAUUCAACAAAGGAAGAGUGAACAAACUGACAAGCAGCCAUUCCCUGUUACAGGGAAUGAAUAUUCUGAUAGAUCUACAGAGAAAACAUCUUAUGAAGAGAAAACAUUUAGUGAAGAGAACAAGGUCAAAGAGAAAUUUAAUUCCAUGGAUGACCUUGAUGACUUAACUCAGUCAUCUGAAACAUUUUCAGAACACUGUGAAUUGCCUUACUCCAACUGUAAGAAUUUCAUGUUGCUAAUUGAACAACUUAGCAUGGAUUGUAAAGAUUCUGUUAGCUUACUGAAAAUCCAGGACGCACUUCUUUCCUAUGAAAGAUUAAUAGAACUUAAGAAAAAUCACUGUGAAAUGCUUACAAGAAAAAUUAAAAAAACGGAAAAUAGGAUUAGCGAACUACAAAAGGAGCUAUCAGAAACUAAAGAAAUGAAAUCACAGUUAGAGCAUCAAAAAGUGGAAUGGGAGCAAGAACUCUGCAACUUGAGGUUUACAUUAAAAGAAGAAAAAGAGAAGAGAAAAAAUAUGGAUGUGUUACAUGACAAAAUAAGAGAGCAGUUAAGAAAAAAAGAAGAGCAGUAUAUAAAAGUAGUUGAAAUGAACCAACAACUUGAAACCACUCUUAGAACACUCGAAAUGGAAUUGAAGAUUGUAAAAAAUAAUUUAAAUCAGGUUAUAGAAGAGCGAAAUGACAUUCAAAGGCAACUUUCUCAAGAACAGAAUGCCAGAACAUUGCAAGAUGGAAUUUUGAACAAUCACCUUUGCAAACAAAAGGAGAUACAGAUAGCUCAUGACAAAAUAAAUUCUGAGGUUUCUAAUAAUUAUGAAAAAGAAAAAAAUCUGUUGCAUGAAAACCAUAUGUUACAGGAUGAAAUUGCCACACUAAGACUGGAAAUAGAUACAGUAAAAAAUCAGAACCAGGAAAUGGAAAAAAAAUACUUUGAGGACAUUGCAGUUGUCAAAGAAAAUAAUGACCUUCUUCAAAAGACAAUAAAAGUGAAUGAGGAAACAUUUACAAAAACAGUAUCCCAAUGUAAUGGGCAGCUUCAUGUUCUGACAGCUGAGAAUACAAUACUAAAGUCUAAACUGGAAACUGAAAAACAAAACAAAGAAAUACUAGAAACAGAAAUUGAAUCAUACCAGUCGAGACUGGCUACUGCUGUACAGGAUCAUGAGCAAAGUGAGACAUCAAAAAGAGACCUGCAACGUGAUUUCCAGAGAGCAAGAGAUGAAUGGUUUCGUUUACGGGACAAAAUGAAUUGUGAUAUGUCUGACCUGGAAGAUAGAAAUGAGAUGCUUUCUCAACAACUUUCUAAAGCUGAAAGUAAACUCAAUAGCCUAGAAAUUGAGCUUCAUCACACAAGAGAUGCUCUCAGAGAAAGGACUUUGGUUUUAGAAGGUGUACAGAGAGAUCUAAGCCAAACACAGUGUCAAAAGAAGGAAAUUGAACACAUGUAUCAAAAGGAACAGGGUAAAGUGAAUAAAUACAUUGGAAAACAGGGCUCCUUAGAGGAGAGGCUAUCUCAACUACAGAGUGAAAAUGUGUUGCUUCGACAGCAGCUAGAUGAUGCUCACAAUAAAGCUGACAGUAAAGAUAAGACAGUAAUUAACAUUCAAGAUCAGUUUCAGGAUAUCAUAAAAAUAUUUCAAGCUGAAAGUGAAAAACAAGCUCUUAUGCUUAAUGAAAGAAAUAAGGAGUUAAUCAAUGAAUGCAAUCAUUUAAAAGAAAGAAUGAAUCAGUAUGAAAAUGAUAAAGCAGAAAGAGACGCAAUGGUGAGACAACUUCAACAAGAACUGGCUGACACCCUAAAAAAACAAUCUAUGUCAGAGGCUUCACUGGAGGUUACAUCACGUUAUCGUAUGGAUUUAGAAGAAGAAACACAGGAUUUAAAGAAGAAAUUAGAUCAAAUCAAAAGUCAAUUACAAGAAGCAGAGGAUCGAUGUGCAGCGGCCGAAAGAUAUGCUGAGGAGACACAAGAUCACACGCAAAAGUUUGAAAUUGAAAAUGCCAACUUAAAAGCUACAAUCAAAGAGCAAUCACUGAAAAUUGAACAGCUUCAGACAGUCCUGGUAGGUGAAAAUUUGUCUCAGGAUGAAAGGGAACAGUUAAAGAAAUAUAUUGAAUUAAAACAAUCUCUGGAAUAUAACUUGGAUCAAGAAAUGAAGAAAAAUAGUGAAUUAGAAAAAGAGAUAACCGGAUUUAAGAAACUCUUAAAAAUUACAAGAAGGAAGCUAAGUGAAUAUGAAAAUGGAGAGCUUAGUUUCCCUGGAGAUUUAAAACCAAAUCAAACUGAAGUGGAUAUUCAGAUUAAUAUGUUAAAACAUAAGAAUGAUGAUCUUACAGCAAAACUGGAAGCUGUGUCUUCAAAAUGUCAACAUCUGGAUGAAAAAAAUAAAUGUCUUCAACAGGAGUUACUAUCUAUGAAAGCAUUACAAAAGAAAUGUGAAAAACUAAAGAAUGAAAAGAAGAAGUGGAAACAAGAAGGAAUAAACCUCAAAACACAUAUGGAAAUGAAUAUGGUAGAAUUCCGUGAAUUAGAACAGUAUAAACGGAAAAUUGAAGAAAGAGCAAGACAGGAUAUAGAAGAAAAAUUAGAAGAAGUCAAUCUAUUUUUACAGACACAAGCAGCAUCUCAAGAAAACCUAGAGCAGUUAAGAGAGAAUCACAACGCUGCAAUGAGAAAUCAGCUGGAACUUAGAAUUAAAGAUCUGGAGUCUGAACUCACCAAAAUAAAAAUUUCUCAAAAUUCUAAAGAAAUAAAUUUGGAAAAAUAUAAGCAACUCUAUCUGGAAGAAAUAGAAAGUAGAAAGUCAUUAGCAAAUAUACUAAACAAGACUAACGAGAGGCUAGCAGAGCUCAACACUGAACUUCUCCUGCAGAAACAGCAGAACAGAUCUUUACUCAGCACUCUUCAUCCAAAGCCAGGCCUGGAGAUGCCUUGUGUUGGAAAUCUUAACAGUAGUUUGGUGCUCUAUGGAAGCUUUACUCCAAGGGAAAACUUGGUGGUUCCUACCUCAAGGCCACAGACUUCAAGUAAGAACAUGGAGACUUACUUGAUCAAGAUGCAGCAGGAGUUUGAAAAAACUCUAACUAGAGAACUAAAAGAAGAUGCUGCUGAAUUUGAAGCUGAAACCUAUAGAGCUUGUCCUGUAGCAUCAACUGAUCAAGCAAAUUCAUGUCAGGAUCUCCUUUUGAAAACAUCACGAGAAUAUGCACAGAUUUUGCAGAAAAAUUAUAUGAUCUGAAAUAUAAAUAGUACUUUAUGUACUUGACUAUUUACAUAAUAUUUUAGUUAUUUUCCACUAAACCCCUUGAUAUGUGAAAUCUUUAUUAUAGAAAAAUAUUUUGGGAUCA
Messenger RNA from Phyllostomus discolor (pale spear-nosed bat), 5314 nucleotides. Its product is annotated as ankyrin repeat domain-containing protein 26-like. The coding region runs from base 169 to 5205 and encodes 1678 amino acids. The record is from RefSeq and is a predicted model, not a curated record. Lineage: Eukaryota; Metazoa; Chordata; Mammalia; Chiroptera; Phyllostomidae. Gene Ontology annotation, molecular function: protein binding. The transcript has 34 exons.